UUCUCUAAUUGUUGUGAUUCGUUUUUCAAAUUUUUAUUAUUAUCUUUGAUAUAUUUACGUAGUUCUUGCUGCAAUUGAAAACUUUUUUAAUCUCAUUUUUUGUAGGUCUGAAUCAUAUCGAUCAAGUAUCUGGAAGGUGUUGCUAAGUGUUUGAACUUGGUUCAAAAGGUUUGUGAGAAGAUGAUGAAUCAUAAUAACAACAACAACUUCAACAACCCCUUCAACACGGCUGGAGGGGUCAAGCGGGCAGCUGAUGAUCUCAUGGAUCAACUGUCUCCAGAGAUGAAGCGGCAACUUCUCCAGUCCUUGAUGAAUAGUGCGACUGCGAACAAUACUCCAGUGUUCACACCUGAACAGGGUGGGAUUGUUGAGACACCUGGAACAGAAGAAGUAGUAGAAACACCAGGCGAAGCUGAGCACGUAGGAGAAGAAGGUGACGAACAGAUCGAUCCUGACCUUCUCAGAUUGGUAGAAGGUGAUCAUGAGGAGGUUGGAGAUAGUGGAGGUGAUGCACAGAGUCUAGCUGUUAGCAUCCCAAACGAAAUCGUGGCACCAGUAGGACGCUUGGAGUGUACUUUUCGCGCGGGUGAGAAAGUGGAGGAGGUAUAUUAUUAAAAAGAGUAUCUGGGAUCGAUUAAUGUGGUAUCUAUAGUCAUUGUCUCGUCUUUUAGUCCUGUGGAGCUGAUGAGUAGGAUUUUAAUUUCUCUAUAAUAUACUUUAUCACUCACAGUGGGUGAAACGUCGAUUCCUGGAACUGCGAGCAGAAGGAAGUAUUAAAUUGGAAGGCUUCAGAGCUCAGCGCGUUGUAGGUGAGUUUAAGGAUUGGCCUGGGCUUGCUGAUAACGUGGAUAUGGAGUAUGAUUUCUGCGUGUUGUAUCGGCAAGAAAUCGACAAGCAACGCGUUAGGUAUUUUUUAGAUUCCUUGAGAAACCGAUUUGUUUUUAUAAAAAGAAUUAAUUGAGUGCUAUACUAUUUUUUCACUUUCUCUUCUAUCUAAACGCAGGUACAUGCGUGAUAAUGGUUUUGCGUCAGACUACGAAAUCAAAGUACCGCAUACGAGAGCACACGACGAUAAGCAAGAGUUUUUGGAUCACAGUGGAACAGUGGUAAUUUUUUUUCUCCUAGAGAAGGUUCAUUUUUAUGCAUUUGAAGAUGGAGUUAUUGUUCAUGGUUGUCCUUGGUGUAACACAAUAAAAAAAAAUAACAGCGUGCUGGAAUAGCGAAGCUGUUGAUAAAGAGCAGAUUCAUCAACGAGAAUAAGGAAGUCUUUGGUCUUCUGGAGAAGCAAGACUACAAGAAUAUCACUGUGACUCUGAACAUGGUUUUGCUCGAUCAGCGACCGUUCUUCCAGCGCGAUGAUCAUAGGGGGAAGUGUGAUCGCAGCUUCAAUCGAAAUGGUCACAUAACCUAUCAUUAUGGUGCGUUCUCAUAGGUGCAUUAGAGUAUACAUCUAUGAGGAUUUCUUUUGUGUUCUUCUAAUACUAAUCGCUGGCAAAUAUGAUUUGUCAAACGUUGGUGAAGAUGGAGAAGAAGCUUGUCGUCUCGGCAUUCUUGGUGGCACAACUGUACUUACAACCUUUCAAAGUGGUCAAACGUAUUGAGGAUUGGCGCUAUGGUAUAUGGGUUUCCUUAUGUUUUGUUAGCUGAAGAUGAGCACCUUGUUGCUCUAGGUUAUUGAACUGUUAGAGAAAUUAACUUUGAUUCUUCAUUCUACCUCUCGUCUCUCAGGUAAGGGGUAUGAUGACGAUAUACUUUAACUAGUUUCGCUUCGUGAGAGCUUGUGGUGACACGCGUAGGAGCCGAACCAAUGAAGGUGAAGCGACGAAAAGUUUGAACCAGUAGCAUACAGCAGAACCAGAAGGGUUGGAAUUGGUGAUGCUGCGGUGGGCUGAACCUUUUUGGGUGAAGUACUGAAGACUCCGAUUCUAGAUAAAGUGAAUGAAAUCCUAGAUAAGUAUCUUCGUACGUAGUACAAUUAAUUGUAGAAUUAGAUAAAAAUUUGAACGACAAUGAAAUUGAAUCUCUAUACUUCUUCGUUCUUUAAAUGUCAGAAUUAUAAAAAGUGUUGUCAUCAAGAAUUAUUUUCAAAGCAUCAAAC
Messenger RNA from Amoebophrya sp. A25, 2098 nucleotides. Lineage: Eukaryota; Dinophyceae; Syndiniales; Amoebophryaceae. The record is from the annotation of a GenBank genome assembly.